CUCCGCCAGGCCGGAUGGAAGACAAGGGACGCCGAGGUGCUCCGGGCCUGACCUACAAAACGGAAGCCGCCUCGGCGCUGGCCCCUGCCUUUUCCUCCGGGUUUGUCUGCCCCUCCGAGAACAGAGAGAGAAGUCGGCUGGCAGAAACCUGCCCAUCCGCUCCCUCUCCUCUUGCCCCGUUUAACGCAUCCGCAAGCGCUGUUCGUCUGGAUCUUCCCUCUUCCUGAAGGGGGAAUCCUGCUUACUGUUGUGAAGAUGGCUCUUAACAAUCUAACAUUAAAAGCUGUAUCCCUUUAUGAUGAAUGGAUGAAAAAUGCUGAUCCACGAGUGGAAGGGUACCCGCUUAUGUCUUCACCUUUGCCACAGGCCAUUAUUCUUGGCAGCUAUAUCUAUUUUGUCACUAUUCUCGGACCGAAAUUCAUGGAAAACAGAAAGCCGUUUGAAUUGAGACAAAUAAUGGCUUUUUACAACUUUGGUGUAGUAGCUCUUUCAAUUUAUAUGGCUUAUGAGUUCCUCAUGUCUGGUUGGGCUACAGGCUAUACAUUUCGCUGUGACCUAGUUGAUUACUCAAGGUCACCAAUGGCUCUAAGGAUGGUUCGUGUCUGUUGGCUGUAUUAUUUUUCCAAAUUUAUUGAACUGCUAGAUACUGUCUUCUUUAUUCUUCGGAAGAAGAAUGCCCAAGUUACAUUCCUGCAUGUUUUUCAUCACACAAUCAUGCCUUGGACCUGGUGGUUUGGAGUCAAAUUUGCUCCAGGUGGCUUAGGAACAUUCCAUGGUUUGUUAAACUGCAUUGUACAUGUUAUCAUGUACACCUAUUACGGAAUAUGUUCUCUUGGGCCAGCUUAUCAUAAGUAUUUGUGGUGGAAAAAAUAUAUGACAACUAUACAACUGAUCCAGUUUUUUUUGGUCACCCUCCAUAUAGAACAAAUCUACUUCAUGGAUAAUUGCCAAUACCAGUAUCCAGUCUUCAUGUUCAUCAUCUGGCUAUAUGGCUUUUUGUUUUUAAUCCUGUUUCUACAUUUUUGGUACAAUGCUUAUACCAAAGGUCAAAGACUCCCGAAGCAUGUGAAAAAUGGCAUUGUAAAUGGCAUUAGCACAAACAAAACAGAAUGAAACACUCUUACCACAAACAUGAAUGAAUGUUUCAACUUGCACUACUUGACAAUCAAGACAUUUAAGUGCACAGCACACUGGACAUUUUGUAAAUGGUUUUUGAAAACAAACCGACCAACAAGAAGCCCCUUUAUUUUUAUUAUAAAUUAUUUGGAAUUUAAUCUUUAUGUGGGAGGAAAAGUAGACUUAUUAAUAUUCACUGGCCUCCAGUUUUUAUCAGUAUAUAUAUUGGAAUGUUUUUCUAUGUAUCAAAUAAAUGAAUAUUUAGUGGCAUUCCUAGAGGUGCACACAAAUAUUCAUUACGAGAAUGAAGUGUAUCUGAUAAGUAUACAAAAAUACUUUGAACACUGAGAGAUACAUUUGUUUUAACUGGGAAGUUACUCCAAGACCUAUAGGCUACUCGUAAUGGGAAUAAAAUACAGUUUCAUGACAAUUUAUGGUCUGCAAACCUCACUGUUAAUAUAUUUACUGUAAACAUUAAUGUGUUUUA
This is a messenger RNA of Pogona vitticeps (central bearded dragon), 1603 nucleotides long. The record is from RefSeq and is a predicted model, not a curated record. NCBI's taxonomy places the organism in Eukaryota, Metazoa, Chordata, Lepidosauria, Squamata, Agamidae.